AGCAUCAGCGUCCCGUUAAACCAAACAGACGACCAGGAGGUGGAUUUAUCUGCACUGAACCAACUCGUCCUUCAGAUCCAGUUCAUGAUGCAGCUACCAGAGUCUGAGUGAAGAUCUAGCAGCAUGACGUCCACAUCUGGAACCAACGGAUGGCUCCGCUCUGACGUGGAGAACGUGGUGGAAGAACGUCAGAAAUAUGGAAGAACCGUCAGCGAGAUUCUGCAGGAUCAGGAUCAGGAGGCUUCAGGUCGGAGGAAACCAGUUUUAAUCCGGUCAAAGACUUUCGAUCAUUCGCUGCUGACUCAAGUCCAAACCGACUCCGACUCCAAGAUAGAAAGAAAGAAAUCUCACUACAGCCAGCUUUCCAAGAGCAACAGCCAGUACCAUAAAAUAUUCAAGGAGAUCAGCAAAGAGGAGCAGCUCAGACAGAGUUAUACCUGUGCUCUGCAGAAAGACAUCCUCUACCAGGGUCGCAUGUUCGUCUCCGACCACUGGAUCUGCUUCCACUCCAAGGUGUUUGGCAAAGAUACCAAGAUCGCCAUCCCAGUGGUGUCGGUCACCAACAUCAAGAAAACCAAAACUGCCAUCCUGGUGCCAAACGCUCUGGUGAUCGCCACCGCAAAUGACAGGUAUGUGUUCGUGUCUUUCCUGUCCAGAGACAACACCUACAAGUUCCUGAUGUCCGUCUGUCUUCACCUGGAGGAGAAGAGUCCAUGCAGCAGCCCGGUUCCUUCAUCAGCCAACAACAGCUUCAGAAGUCAGAGGUCGCCGCUAUCGCCUCGUUUCCCUCUGAGUGAGUUCAGCGAUCUGGACGGACCCAUCAGACAAAGGAGGCAGGAGAUGGAGGAGAGCAGCAGCUCCGACUCUCCAGAAUACGAGAAGAUAGCAGAGUUCCCUGUUCCUCCCUUCCUGGAUGUUUUACAGCACAAAGACGCUUCAUCACCUCCUGAACAUCCAGAACACAAAGUAAAGAACCAGAACCAGCAUCAGAACCAGCAUCAGAAUCAGAACCAGAACCAGCAAAGCCCCAACAACAAGCAGCACAAAGGCUCAGAGUUGAUGAUCGACAGCAGAACUCUGAAAGCCGUUUCUCUCAACACUCUGCUGCUCGUCUACAUGUUUCUAGUUUGCGUCCUGGUGCUGUCGUCUUGUUACCUGGCCUUUAAAAUCGUCUCGUUGGAGCAAAGACUGACGACUCUUGGUUCCGUCGCUGAGUUCGUUCAUCCAGAAAAUGAUUUUCUAACUUCUGACGUGAACACUGAACUUUUCUCUGAGCUGCUGACCGUCAACCUGAUCAAACUGGAAAAGGUGCAGAAGAACCUUCAGAGGCUGCUGGAAGAAGCUACCUGAACCACCAUUGAAGUUCUGUAAAUAUUCUGUAAAUAUGGAGUUUAUUAAAGUCAAACGUUACAACGCUGA
This is a messenger RNA of Amphiprion ocellaris (clown anemonefish), 1419 nucleotides long. RefSeq names its product GRAM domain-containing protein 2B (gene gramd2b). The record is from RefSeq and is a predicted model, not a curated record. The coding region runs from base 124 to 1350 and encodes 408 amino acids. Lineage: Eukaryota; Metazoa; Chordata; Actinopteri; Pomacentridae. The transcript is spliced from 14 exons.